AGAAACACACAAACCUCUUCUUUCUUUCUUUCUUCUUCUGUUUUAUUCCUUCAGCCGGCCAUCAAAGGCAAAUACAUAUAUAUAUAGAGAAAGAGAGAGAGAGAGAGGUGGGGGGUGGGGGGUUAGAGAUGACAUCAGGAACUCGGUUACCAACAUGGAAGGAAAGAGAGAACAACAAAAGAAGAGAAAGGAGAAGGCGUGCAAUAGCAGCAAAAAUAUUCGCAGGGCUUCGAGUGUAUGGUAAUUAUAAACUUCCAAAACACUGUGAUAAUAACGAAGUCUUAAAAGCCCUUUGUAAUGAAGCUGGUUGGAUCGUUGAAGAAGAUGGUACCACUUACCGCAAGGGUUGUAAACCGGCACGUGUGGAGGCUACAGGCGGAUCAGCAUCAGCCAGUCCAUGCUCAUCAUAUCAACCUAGUCCAAAUACUUCUUACAGUUUGAACCCUAGUUCAUCAUCUUAUCCUAGUUCUAUAUCGUCUCUUUAUGUUGGUAAUGGAAAUGCGGAUCCUAAUUCUCUUAUACCAUGGCUAAAGAAUCUUUCAUCUGGUUCACCCCCUUCGUCUAAUUUCCCUCACCAUCUCUACAUACCUGGUGGUUCGAUAAGUGCUCCAGUCACUCCACCUUUAAGCUCACCCACCUGUCAAACACCUAGAAUGAACGACAUGGACCCAGCAUGGGCCGGGCAGCAUUACCCUUUCUUACCCUCUUCAACCCCUCAAAGUCCUGGCAAUCAAACACCACCUGAUUCGGGAUGGCUUUCGGGCGUCCAAACACCCCAAGAAGGACCAUCAUCUCCCACAUUUAGUCUUGUUGCGACAAGCCCGUUUGGGUUUAAAGAAGCACUUUCAGGUACAGGAUCUCGAAUGUGGACCCCUGGGCAAAGUGGGACUUGUUCACCUGCCAUCACCGCUAGCUUUGACCAAACAGCAGAUGUCCCUAUGUCUGAUGCAAUGGCAUCUGAGUUUGCUUUUGGUAGUAACAUGAAAGGUCUAGUAAAACCUUGGGAAGGCGAGAGGAUACAUGAAGAAUGUGUUUCUGAUGAUCUUGAGCUCACCCUCGGGAACCCUAGCACCAGAUAAAAGUAGUGCUAAAUGAACGAUGGUGCAAUUUGCAAUUAUAUUAAUUUGGUUUAUGUGUUUGCCGAUCUCUUUCUAAUUCAAAGGUAAACAUGCGGGGUUCUCAAUCAGAUACUAAAGGAUCAUCAGUUGAUUUUCUUUCUUAAGAAGUUAUCAUUUUUUGUUUUUUCAAAAAGGGAGAGAAAUUCAUAGUAAAGUAUAGGGUUGAUAGUUCAUGUAUGGUGGCUUCUGUAAGAAUUUUUCUAUUAUAUUUUUCCUAACAUCGACACACCGAAUACAUAAUUUAUUUAUUUAUUUAUUUGUUGUAUUUUCAAGUAUGAAAUUAGACUUCAAUCUCUCA
Messenger RNA from Erigeron canadensis, 1416 nucleotides. RefSeq names its product BES1/BZR1 homolog protein 4-like. Gene Ontology annotation, biological process: DNA-templated transcription; brassinosteroid mediated signaling pathway. Lineage: Eukaryota; Viridiplantae; Streptophyta; Magnoliopsida; Asterales; Asteraceae. The coding region runs from base 129 to 1079 and encodes 316 amino acids. Gene Ontology annotation, molecular function: DNA-binding transcription factor activity. The record is from RefSeq and is a predicted model, not a curated record. The transcript has 3 exons.